Messenger RNA from Nylanderia fulva, 1338 nucleotides. The record is from RefSeq and is a predicted model, not a curated record. NCBI's taxonomy places the organism in Eukaryota, Metazoa, Arthropoda, Insecta, Hymenoptera, Formicidae.
AUGCAAGUUCUGUUGCGGGAACUAGGCGUCGAGCAAUUAUUGACGCCCGACGCGAUUCCUUUAGACCACAUCUUCGUGGAAGACGAUCAAAGCGCGCACUUCGGCAAUGCCGUGCACCGUGCUCGUGUCAAGGUCACGCAAGAGGACGUCGAGGCGGCUGCAGUAACCGUGAUCAGCGGACAGGAACCCAGUUCGAACGAUAUUAUAACCGACAUGCAUAUCAAGUAUCCAUUUCUUUGGUUUAUUUACGACAAAAUGUACGCAGAUAUUCUUUAUUUCGGCGUUUUUAAUGAAUUCGACAAGCACGUUUCUCAAACGAAAUUGACAGAUUCUGUAAUAUCAGACGCGAUGUUCAAGUUUGCGGUGACAAGUCUGCAUAAAUAUGCGUCGAUCAAGCCAAAGGAAAAUUUUGUUUUUAGUCCAUAUAAGAUAUAUCACGGACUUUACUCUGCUUAUAUGAUUUCAAGUGGUGAAAUGGAACAGCGUUUAAGAGAUAUUCUUUAUUUACCGAAUGUUUCGAAGUUUGAGUUGCUAAAAAUUAUUAAUUUUGAUAAAUACCCCGCAAACCGGCCUGCUCGCUAUAAGGAUGCUACCUCUUAUAUGCCUUAUCAUUAUGUAAUUCAAAAUCAAUGUAUAUUUUUAAACAAAAAACUUUGUAAAGACUUUAAAACAAUGAGACGACUGUACAAUGCUGGAUUCGGAUUUAAAAGCAAUAAUAAUAUUCAGGAUACAAAUAGAGAGCUCAAUGAAUCUUUGCAAUUGCUGCUAAAGAGUUUCUUUCGUAAAUUGGUGAACUUGAAAGUAAAAACAGAAGUUUCCAGUGAUGAAUUGCAGGUGGACGUAAAGGAGUUAAUCAUCAAGGAACAUUAUACGUCGCUGUAUAUGUUGAUACCUUCUUCAACAAGCACAAACAACACGGUUAAAACAGAUAUGAGCACUGGCCUUUCUAGCUUGAUUGAAAGAUUAGAUAAACCACUGUCUAUCGUUAUUCCGCCGACCUUCGAAAUUGAAAAGUAUCUGGAUAUGCGUGCACUGUUGCGGGAAUUAGGCGUUGAGCAAUUAUUGACGCCCGACGCAAUUCCUUUGGACCACAUCUUCGUGGAAGACGAUCAAAGCGUGCACUUCGGCAAUGCCGUGCACCGUGCUCGUGUCAAGGUCACGCAGGAGGACGUCAAGGCGGCUGCAGUAACCGUGAUCAGCGGACAGGAACCUUGUUCGAACGACAUUAUAAUCGACGUGAAUAUUAAUUAUCCAUUUCUUUGGUUAAUUUACGAUAAAAUGAACGCAGAUAUUCUCUAUAUCGGCGUCUUUAAUAAAGUUGACAAGCCCGUUUCUUGA